UGUUGUUAGUUACCCAUGAGCACGCGCGAGAACUCGUGCCUUGUUGGAGCUGUGCAGGGUCAGUUGUGGCUACGGCCUGUCUAUGUUGCUACAUAGUCAUUAAUAUGGACAUAACCACGGCAAUUCGUGACCAUCGUUCUUUGGUGAAAAAAAUACGUUUUGGAAUAUUGUAUGAGCUCGACAGUCGACUUGUGUGGACUUCACCGGAACUAAACAGAGUGAAGGUGAAGGAGAAUGAGCUCCUCCCUGUGCUCCUGGAGGAAUUGCCCCACCUUCACAUCUCCCCCCAUGCCCUGGGUCAGAUGUGGGAGCAGCAGAUGCAGCAGGUGGACCGACUGCACGCCCUGUCAUCCCCUCACAGCCAGCGCCGCAGCAAACUCUCCAGCCAGGUGGAGGAAGCCCAGAAGAAACAUGACCUGCUGGUGGAGAUCAUCCGCAAAGAGCAGGACCACAACAGGCGCCUGAGGGACUUCAAAGAGCGUAUCCAGCAGCAGAAGUCGACCCAGAACAGACUGAGGGAACAGAGGCAGCAGAUAGCACGCGCCAAGAAGUACCACAGCGACUACCAUGUCCAGCACCGUGCCCGCCUGAUGAGGGCGCGCACCAAGGAGGAGAGGAUGUUUCGCCAGCUGUUUGAGGAGGGAUUGGAGCUACAGAAGGUCCACUUGAGAGAGCAGAAAGCCUACGCCAGGGAGCAGCGGCUGGAACAUCAGAGACGACACCAGGACCAGAUCAAGUCCAUGGAGAACUACUACAAGGACCAAUUUUCACUACUAGCUGAAAAACGUGCGGCAGGAGAUCCAGGUUCGGAAAAAAGCUCAAGAAAAGACCUGUCUGGCAACAUGCCACAAAUCACCAACUUGAAUGUGGUUUCAUGUUAG
Perca flavescens (yellow perch) is the source of this 881-nucleotide messenger RNA. RefSeq names its product centrosomal protein of 95 kDa-like. The record is from RefSeq and is a predicted model, not a curated record. The transcript has 7 exons. The coding region runs from base 105 to 881 and encodes 258 amino acids. NCBI's taxonomy places the organism in Eukaryota, Metazoa, Chordata, Actinopteri, Perciformes, Percidae. Gene Ontology annotation, cellular component: spindle pole; centrosome.